This is a messenger RNA of Brassica oleracea var. oleracea, 1344 nucleotides long. RefSeq lists its product as uncharacterized. The coding region runs from base 452 to 1198 and encodes 248 amino acids. Gene Ontology annotation, biological process: regulation of DNA-templated transcription. The record is from RefSeq and is a predicted model, not a curated record. NCBI's taxonomy places the organism in Eukaryota, Viridiplantae, Streptophyta, Magnoliopsida, Brassicales, Brassicaceae. Gene Ontology annotation, cellular component: nucleus. The transcript is spliced from 5 exons.
AGGUUUAUACUCUUGCUUCAUCAAUGUUUUGAGCAGAGUUGAGUUUUUUUUCUUCUAAAUAAACGGAUCUCUGCAACCAAAUUCUCCAGUUACACUAUUUUACUAUUCAGUACAGUUUUGUUGGCUCAGCGCCUUAGCGAAACACCAAAUUGCUUCAUCAAAACCUGUUUAAGGCCAAGAAGUUUCGAGAAAUAAUGGAUAUAGUGGAUCCUAGCUGCUGAAGAUUCGACAAGUGCAAAGAGACUUCAAGGUAGGAAAAAGAGAAAGAAAGGGGGAGGAAGAAAGAAAGCAAACGUAGACAUGGUACAACAGGAGGAACUGAAUUUCAUAAAAGGGAAUAUUAGGAACUCAGACAAUCAGAUUCUUCAAUGUUUUUAUUCUCUAAGAGUCUCCGAACGCAAAUUUGGAAGAGAAAAAAAUCAGGGCUUAUCUGCAUGUGAGGAUUGCGACCAUGGUGAAUCUUGAUUUCCCCGACGGUACCUCACCGCCUUCACAUAUUCUCCGCAGUAGAAAAUCCCCACGGAAAAAUGCUUCAAAGCCUUCUCCUCCUCCAGAACCAGCAACAGAACACGUGACAAAGAAGAUGAAGAAGAAGAAGAAGACAUUGGCGAGCAGCAGCAGAAUUUGGAACGAGGAAGAUGAGCUCACGGUGUUAAAAGGGUUAGUGGAUUAUCAAGCUCAGAAAGGAAACGAACCCAAGAGUAACUGGGCAGACUUUUAUCGUUUCCUGGGAGGGUCCAUCACGGGGAAAUUCUCAAAGGAACAGGUUUUGACAAAGAUCCGCAAGCUGAAAGCUAAGUUCAUUGCUUGCAUGCAGAAAGGAAACACUAGCAAAUCUGAAGCCUUUCUACUUUCCAAAAGGAUAUGGGGCCUCCAAAAUGAAUCUGAUCAGUCUGCUAAUCACACCAAGAGUGGUGAGGAAAUGGCUAAUCAUGAACCUUCGAAUAAUGAGGUAACAAAAGCUGACUUUGAAGGCAACGACGAGUCAUGGGCUGUGCGGGAUGCGUUCGAGACCAUGGUGUCCAAAGGUUUAAGUGAUUAUCAAAAGAAGUUGCAGCUUGAGAAGCUGAUGAACCUUGGAUCUGGUAAAAGAAGAGAGUUGAGCGAUGAGUGGAAAGAGUUAUGUGCUGAGGAAGUUAAACUCAAUAUCAAGCGGUUUAAGUUUUCUGCUGUGCUUGCAGAGGCUGCUAAAUGGUAACUUGGUGUCCUCGUCUUAUGACUAGUUUCUGCUUGUGUCUCUAAUAGAAGCAGUAUGUUUUCUGUGGUGUCUGAAAGUAUCAAGUCUCUCGGGUUUAAUGUAAAUCUUAAUGUAAUAAAAUAUCGGUUUCUACAAACUUAUACUCU